Chroicocephalus ridibundus (black-headed gull) is the source of this 2823-nucleotide messenger RNA. RefSeq names its product cytochrome P450 2W1. The coding region runs from base 876 to 2357 and encodes 493 amino acids. Gene Ontology annotation, cellular component: intracellular membrane-bounded organelle; cytoplasm. The record is from RefSeq and is a predicted model, not a curated record. The transcript has 9 exons. Gene Ontology annotation, biological process: xenobiotic metabolic process. Gene Ontology annotation, molecular function: oxidoreductase activity, acting on paired donors, with incorporation or reduction of molecular oxygen, reduced flavin or flavoprotein as one donor, and incorporation of one atom of oxygen; heme binding; iron ion binding. Lineage: Eukaryota; Metazoa; Chordata; Aves; Charadriiformes; Laridae.
CUGGUGAAUCAGGUCAGGCUCUAGGGCUGCCCUGAGGUCAGGAGGAGUAGCUUUCUGUCUGCACACCCUAUAGGUCUUUAGGACAGUCCAGAUCCAAAGUGUCAAUAGAUAGGAAGAGCGCAGAGAUAAGCCACAGGGCUCCCAACCUGCAGAGGCAACAGACGGGUCCUGAUUUUUCCGCACGUGAAGAUUUCCCAGUUCUGUUCCCCUUCACUGGGUGAAAAUGCUUCAACGCCAGGACACGAGGAGGUGGAGGAGGAGGGAAGAUGCCGUCCACCAGCUGCCCACCCAGGUCACGCGUGGCCUGGAGCAGGACUCUUCGCCUGCAGGACCUGCUUCUCCUUCGCUCCACCGUGGGACCAGCAAUGCCUGUCUGCCCUGAAGGAUUAUUUUGGGAUCAGCAUUUGUAAGGCCGGGAGGGAGAAGGCAGAAAGUAAAGAGCUGUCUGUGUUCAGAGAAGAGGAUGGAAGAGUGGGAUGAAGAGGAAAUCUUAAGAGAAAUUUAUGAUUGAUGCCUAAUAGUAAAGCAGAUAUGGGACUCCCGGGUGCCAGGAAAAGGAGAGGUGGUAGAUGCCCCAUCCCUGGAAACAUUCUAUGAAAUUACUGCAGGCAAAGAAUCUGAGCUGGGCUCUGGAAACGAAGCCGACCUGCCCCGCUGCUCUCGGCGGGGAGCCUGCAAGCCUGCACCUCCACCUGCUGGGCUUGGACUUUGCCUUUGGCAGACAAAACAAUUUUUUGUGGAGAGCUGGGGGUGGAGGGGAAGAUUGCAGCAAAAACCCCUGACAUCAUUUAGUCUAAAUAAAUAUAAUGCAAUAAUGGGAGCAUUCUCAUAAAGGUGUCCCAGUGGCUUUCCAGAAAGGCAGGCUCCACCGGAACAUGGCUGCCUUCACCCCCCUCUUCAUCUGCGGCGUGUGCGCGUUGCUUUUAUCAGCUGCACUCUAUGUUUUUAAAGUUUUCAAGCAAUCAGCUUUAAAUUUGCCUCCUGGUCCGUUUCCUCUUCCCGUCGUCGGCAACCUGCAUUUGCUGGACAUGAGAAGACAAGACAAGUCGCUAAUGAAGAUUUCAGAGAAAUAUGGCCCCGUGUUCACCGUCCAUUUGGGGUUCCAGAGGGUGGUGGUGUUGACUGGCUACGAGGCAGUAAAGGACGCCCUUCUGAACACGGCGGAUGUGUUUGCGGACAGACCAGCCAUACCCAUAUUCUACCACAUCCAACACGGAAACGGUGUGUUCUUUUCUUCUCGAGAGCUCUGGAAGAAGACACGGCGGUUCACCGUAGCCACCAUGCGGGAUCUCGGCAUGGGGAAGCAUCUUGGAGAAGAAAGGAUGCUUGAGGAGCUUCAGUUUCUCAUUGAGUUGAUCAAAUCCUUCAAAGGUGGACCUUUCAAGUUACGGUUUUUGAAUAUGGCCCCCACCAACAUCACCUUUGCUAUUCUCUUUGGGAAGAGGUUUGAUUAUGAAGACCCGACGUAUCUCACUCUGUUAAGACUCAUAGAUGAAGUUAUGCACCUUCUUGGCUCUCCGUUCUUGCAUUUAUUUAAUUUCUACCCAUUCCUUGGAUUUCUCCUCAAACCUCACAAGGUGAUCCUGAAAAAAGUGGAAGAGGUGUGUGCGAUCUUAACGAAGUGCAUCAAGGAAAGCAAAGAAAGUCUUAAUAAAAACAACCUGAUGAGCUACAUCGAUGCAUUGGUAUUCAAACAAGAGGAGGAAAAUAAAAGCAAUACACUUUUUCAUGACGCGAAUGUAUUGGCCUCUGCGCUCGACCUGCUCAUGGCUGGCACGGAGACGACAUCCACGACGUUGCAGUGGGCCGUCUUGCUGCUGAUGAAGUACCCCGAGGUUCAAAACAAGGUGCACGCAGAGAUUGAGCAAGUUCUGGGCCCUGACUGCUUGCCUGCCUUUGAGGACCGGAAAAAAAUGCCGUUUACCAACGCGGUGAUCCACGAGGUGCAGAGGUUUGUCACCCUCCUGCCACACGUUCCACGGUGCACCUCUGUUGACACCCACUUUAAAGGCUACUUCAUCCCCAAGGGAACAACGGUGAUUCCUCUGCUCGCCUCCGUGCUGCUGGAUAAAACACAAUGGGAGACACCAGACGAGUUCAACCCCAACCAUUUCCUUGAUGUGGACGGGAACUUCGUAAAGAAGAAAGCGUUCCUGCCCUUCUCCACAGGGCGGAGAAACUGCAUCGGAGAAAGUCUCGCCACGAUGGAGCUCUUCAUCUUCUUCACAGGCUUGAUCCAGAAAUUUACAUUUAAGCCUCCACCUGGGGUCAAAGAAUCUGAGCUGGACACGACCGCAGAGGCUGGAUUCACCAUGAGACCCCAUCCGCAGUGUGCCUGCGCGGUGCUACGCCAAUAGGCCCAAGGCUCCGAACUGAGAAAAAUCCAGCUGAUUGUUUUGCGCAGGGCGUAGGAGAUGCACAAAGGAGAAAGCAGAUCCCUGUGCAGUAGCUACAAGUGUCGUCUUACUCAAAGCCUCGCAAGUACUGGCUACACGCUUAAAAUAUCUGUUGGACAAAUAUUUUUCUUCUUAGAAAAGAAAAAGAAAAGCUCCUCCUUAGAAAGCAGAGGAGGGCUGGUGGGUGAGGUUACCUGGAAAAUUCCAGCCACAUGCGUGACUAGAAAUGACAGGACAGCCACUACUUUACACAUCAAAUAUACAACAUAAGAAAGUUAUUCUAGUUCUGAGUUUCUGGGAGGUGAUGGUUCUCAGGAGCACGUCGUUUCUUCACUUGGAGACCAAUACUAGAUACGAAUGUUAUGUAUUCUCUAAUCCCUGCUCUUUACCCAUUCCCUACUGCACACGGAAUAAAUUAUUCCCAAAU